Molecule: messenger RNA, 1812 nt
Organism: Botrytis porri
Lineage: Eukaryota; Fungi; Ascomycota; Leotiomycetes; Helotiales; Sclerotiniaceae
Exons: 4
Coding region: 1-1812 (603 amino acids)
Molecular function (GO): chitin binding; oxidoreductase activity; FAD binding
Source: RefSeq, a predicted model, not a curated record
AUGUAUUGGACGAAUCCACGAAUUCAUGGCUUUCGUAUUAUCAUGGCCCGAAUCAUAGUUGGCAUGUUAAUUAUCCCGCUGGCUUUUUCAUACCCAUUUGGUGGAAUUGAAACCCGCGCUUCAAGCAUUCAAGACUGCUUGACUCAGCACUCUGUUCCAUAUCAAGAUAGUUCCUCGUCUUCUUGGGCUACAACAAUUUCCCCUUAUAAUCUUCGGUUACCAUACACCCCAGCUGUUGUCACUUUACCUACCACCUCACAACAUGUCAGUGACGCAAUCACUUGUGCGGCCGCUGCCGGACUUAAAGUACAGGCCAAAUCAGGCGGGCAUUCAUAUGCUAGCUAUUCAACUGGUGGUAAAGAUGGAAGUCUCAUCGUCAGUCUCGAGAACUUCAAUUCUAUAAGUGUUGAUGCUCAAACCAACAUUGCUACCGUUGGAGGAGGUGUACGUUUAGGAAACCUCGCUCUUGGACUCUACAGUCAAGGUAAACGAGCUGUUCCACAUGGGACAUGUCCAGGUGUUGGAAUAGGUGGACAUUUCACUCAUGGAGGUUAUGGAUACGCAUCGAGAUUUUGGGGUCUGGCUCUUGAUACUAUCGUUGGUCUCGAUGUUGUUCUUGCCAACGGAACACAAAUCCACACGACGGCCACAGCUUAUCCUGAUGUUUUCUACGCAAUGAGAGGGGCUGCCGAUUCGUUUGCUAUUGCUACAACCUUCUACCUCCAGACUUUUGCGGCUCCAUCGUCUGUUCUUACUUUCUCAGCUAGUAUACCAGCAACAUUAGAUAGUGUCAGCACUGCCGUCUCGUCCUUCACCAAACUCCAAGAACUUACUCUCGACUCUACCAAAAUCGAUAAAAGUAUCACAUUAGGUAUUUACACCGACAACUAUGGAUCAUUCAGUCUUAGUGGCUGGUGCAUGAGCUGUGAUCAGAACCAAUUCGAGAGCGUCACUUUUCCAGCAAUAUUGGCUGCUUUUCCCACCGCCGCUACCAGCAGUGUUAAAUCUCUAGGAUGGACAGAUGCUUUAGUCAGUGCAGACAAUGGAGGUCAGCUUCAGGAACCAUUAACUGGAUACGAGGCUCACGAUACAUUUUACGCCAAAUCUGUGGUUACGAAGAAUGCAAAGCCGUUGACUUCUGCUCAGUUGACUAGCUACUUCACUUACAUUCUGAAUCAAGGAAGAAGUGCUCCUUCUCCUUGGUAUACUAUCAUCGAUCUAUAUGGAGGUGCCGAUAGUCAGAUAAAUGUGCCUUCUUCUGACUCUUCGGCAUACUCUGAUCGUGACGCUCAUUGGGUUUUCCAGAACUACGGCUUUACAUCCAACUCUUUGCCACCAUAUGAUGACGCGAUAACGCCCUUUGUCGACUCUCUCAAUAGCGCUCUCUCAGCUGGUGCAUCCAGUGAUUUUGGAGUAUAUCUCAACUACGUAGACCCAGAACUAAGUGCAAACAAUGCCGCAAUGCUCGGCUACGGACAAACUGCUUACAACAAAUUAUUAGCCAUUAAAAAAACCAUUGAUCCCAACGAAGUGUUCUGGAAUCCACAAAGUAUUGGCGCUGCUGAUGAUAAUACUGGAAAUAGUGGUAGUGAAACCACCAGCUCAGCUACAUCUACAUCUACAUCUACAUCUGCGACGUCAAAAGCAACUGCAACAUCGUCGUUGAAAGUCUCAACUGAUGCUUCGUGUGGUAAUGGGUAUACGUGCAAUGGAAGCUCGUUUGGAAAUUGCUGUUCGCAGUAUGGAUGGUGUGGUAGUACGAGUACGUACUGUGGGACUGGAUGUCAGAGUGGAUUCGGAACUUGUUCGUGA